Molecule: messenger RNA, 1403 nt
Organism: Salvia hispanica
Lineage: Eukaryota; Viridiplantae; Streptophyta; Magnoliopsida; Lamiales; Lamiaceae
Product: F-box protein CPR1-like
Molecular function (GO): protein binding
Source: RefSeq, a predicted model, not a curated record
UACUAAAAUAAAAGUGAUUUGCAUCUUUUUCAGUAGACAUCGCAAUUGAGUGACUCACUGCACAUUAAAAAUGAGUAAAUUAGGUUUUCUUUUAACUUUACUUGCGUCGUUCUGCUCUCUCCUUCACUAUUUUAAACAAUGACAUCCUCUCUCUCCACAAAUACAUACUACAAUCAAACAAAUCUCUGCAUCCAUUUACAAAAAAUGAAGCCAUCUUUCUUCACAAAUCUCCCAUCAGAAAUCAUCCCUAAUAUCCUCUCAAGGCUCUCUGUUCGUAGCAUUGCAAUUAGCAAGUGUGUUUGCAAAGCAUGGCGCAAUCUACUCGUCACUGAUGAUUUCAUCGAUUCACAUCUUUCCAAAUCCGCCCCUUCCCUAGCUGUAAUGAUGUCGAUGCCGGAUGCGUAUCGGUGCAAAGUUUUCGAACUGGAAGAUGAACUCGAUCUCCGUCAUGGUUACGGUCCACUCACUGAGUUCGAUUUCCCCGACGAAGCAACGAUAGAGGGCUCUGCUAACGGUUUGCUCUUUCUACACAAUCUUGACGCCGAUUUCGAUAUUUUCUAUGUAUGCAAUCCGGCUACUCGUGAGUUCUGUGAGCUCCUCUCGCUUCCCCAGGGAAUCGCUUAUGGAUUUGGAGCGAGCAAAAUAACUGGCCAACAUAAGGUGGUCUGUAUUAGCCCCAAAUUGGAUUGCCAUGUUUACACUCUCGGAACAGGUUCAUGGAGACGCGUUGAAGCUACCACCGCCUCGUUUGAUUACAGCUAUAGUAUCUUUGGCACAUUCGUUAAUGGCAAUCUUCACUGGAUAGUAUCCUCGGAUUCUAAUGACACAGAACGGAUUUGUUGCUUUGAUGUCGAGAAUGAAUGCUUUAGCACCUUUCCUGCUCCUCCGCCUCUUCGAGACUGCAGAUUGGAUAGUCGCAGGCGCUUGUUUGCUUUGAGGGAUUGCCUGUGCUUUUGCGAUGAAUCAUGUUACAAUGAGAUUGCUAUAUGGUUGAUGAAGGAAACUUGGUGCAUGGAUCGUGUCAUCCGCGUGACACCUUAUUAUGGCAUGUAUGGCUUCGCAUAUGUUCAGCCUAUUGAAGUAUUCGGAAAUGGUGACAUCUUGAUGUUGUGUGAUGCCAAGAUCUUCAUGUACUAUACCAACAAGACUCAGACGGCUCGAGAGAUUGGUGCUUUCUUUGGUGCGAAGAAGAACUGUAUCACCUCCACUAUGCUUCUCACUCCGACCUUGGUUUCUCUUAAGAGUUUGGGUAUGAAGAAUGUAAUCUCAUUUUGAUGGUUAAUGUCAGUUCAUAUUUUAGUUUUCUUCAACUCGGAAAUCAGGAAUGUGUUUAAUUAUUAGACAGAUUGGCAUCAAAUGAAAGUAAUCACAAGUGGUAUUCAAUAGAUAUGUAAUUUCCUCGA